This is a messenger RNA of Terrapene triunguis (Three-toed box turtle), 2032 nucleotides long. RefSeq names its product McKusick-Kaufman syndrome (gene MKKS). Gene Ontology annotation, cellular component: nucleus; kinociliary basal body; cytoplasm. The record is from RefSeq and is a predicted model, not a curated record. Gene Ontology annotation, biological process: intracellular transport; cilium assembly; chaperone-mediated protein complex assembly. The coding region runs from base 60 to 1778 and encodes 572 amino acids. Gene Ontology annotation, molecular function: ATP binding. The transcript has 4 exons. Lineage: Eukaryota; Metazoa; Chordata; Testudines; Emydidae.
CAAGGAAAAUGGAAUAAACUUGAAAUUUUGUUGGUCAGAAUGAAAAUCUUGUCUUGAAGAUGUCUCGCACUGAAGCUAAAAAGCCUUCAUUGUGUACUAAUGACCCUCUAACUAAAGAGAGAGUUAGUUUCUCUCUGUCUGUGUUAAGUGGAAUAGUAAAGUCUUGCUAUGGCCCUACUGGUAGACUCAAACAGCUCCACAAUGGUAUGGGAGGCUAUGUUCGCACAACUUCACAAUCUUCUGCCUUGCUUGGUGGCCUUUCUAUCACCCAUCCAGUAUUAAAGGUUCUGACAGCCUCUGUACAGAAUCAUAUAUCACGCUUCAGCGACUGUGGCUUAUUUACAGCCAUUCUUUGCUGCAGCUUGGUUGAAAAUUUUCAAAGAAUAAACUUUGCGGCCUGUACUGUCACUAAAAUAAGUAGACAUCUUUUGAGCUUAUGUACUGACUAUCUCAAGUCUGAGGCCUGUGGUUGCCGAAUAUCGGUGGAUUUUGACAAUAUUAAGACUCUUCUUUCUUUGGUACAUAGCAUAUUAGCAAGCAAACCUGCCUGCAUGCUUAACAAAACAGAAGCCAAUCACCUCAGCACAUUGGUUUUAAGGGCUUUUUUGCUUACAAUUCCGCAUACCAUUGAAACUAAUGUUGUUUUAGGAACGUGUGUAAUUGUUCCUGUGAAAGAUAAAAGAGUUAUGGAUUCUACUGUAUUUCCUGGACUACUAAUAGAAAUACCAGAAUUUCAAUUGGCACGAACGUUUCCUGUCAAAAGAGUUUCUUCAAGCACUAUCAAGAUGGCACUCUUCUGUAUCUCUAUGUCAGGAGACCUUUCCAAUACUGGAGAAGGAACUGUAAUUGUCCAUCAUGGAAUUUCUCUAGAAGUAGCAGUAUUGGAUCAGUUGCUUAAUUUAGGAAAGCAGUUGGUUAAUGACCAAGUAGGCCUUGUAGUGUGCCAGAAAGUUAUCCACCCAUCUUUGAAACAAUACCUGAAAGAGCACCAUGUCAUCACUAUAGACAGAGUUGGAGUAUCUAUGAUGGAGCCCCUGAGUAAAAUGACAGGUUCACAGCCCAUUGCUGCCCUACAUUCUGUAUCUCCUACUUGUUAUGGCAGUCUGAAGGACUUGCGCACUGAGAGUUUUGUUUCAAAACAUUUCUUGCAUCUAAUUCCUAAUGACACACUUGUCUGCAGCUUGAUACUCUGUAACAGAAGUGAAAUGGCAUGGGAUGAGCUGAAGCUUGCGUGUCAGACUGCAGAACAUGUCUUACAACUAACAAUCAAGCAACCAUUGGCACUGUUAGGAGGUGGCUGUACAGAAACUCAUUUGGCCUCAUACAUAAGACACAAGAGUUUUACCCUUCCUACUAAUGUUUUGAAAGCUAUAGAUUGUUCUCGGACACAAUACCAGUUGGUUGCUGAUGCCUUUUGCCGCUCGCUGGAGUGUGUAGCUUGCUGCCUGGAGCACGAUGAUGGUGAAAUUCUUACUGAUAUGGUUUAUGGACAUUCUUGGUCUAUUCAAUCAGGUUUUCCCUGUGAUUGUAACUGGUCAGAUUUAGUUUUGAAGUGUGGUUGUGGGAUUUACAAUAACCAGCAGAAUCUCAAUUGGACAGUUUUACGAAGCCAAUGUAUCCCUUUUGCUCCACAAAGCUGCUCUAAUGAGCCUUCUAUAAACUCCACUGACCAUCUUAUACUGGACUGUUUUACUGCAAAAUAUAGUGGUCUGCAAGUGGCAGUGGAGACAGCCAAUCUGAUUUUGGAUUUGUCAUAUAUAGUUGAAGAUCAAAAUUAGUUUAGUUUUCAUCUCCAUUAUUUUGAACUUCAUAUUUAUUUGAAAAAGUUCCAAAGCAGCAUAAAUAAUAUACUAAGAGGCUACUAUGCAGGAACAGAGUCUAUAAACAGAAUUUUAAUGUCAAGCAUAGUUGCUCAUUAAGCUACUUGUCUGAUUCCUACUCCACUUCAGUUGUUAUAGACAUUUGCAAUUAUAUUUAACAUUUUGUUAGAAAAACUAAACAUUAAUAGUCUAGUGUGCACUCAGGGUACGUC